Messenger RNA from Carica papaya (papaya), 1062 nucleotides. Lineage: Eukaryota; Viridiplantae; Streptophyta; Magnoliopsida; Brassicales; Caricaceae. The record is from RefSeq and is a predicted model, not a curated record.
AUGGAUGACAGCAAUCUUCCUCCAAUAGGGGACACUCCCGCUCUAAACCAAAUCAAAAGGUACGAGGAAGACAAGACCAAGAAACUAAAGGCUAUUGCUUGCCUUUUCUCGACUGUCUUGGAUAAGGUGUUUUUAAGGAUUAUGAACUUCGAAUCACCAAAGGCUGCUUGGGAAAAACUGAAGGAAGAGUUCAAUGGGGGAGUCAGAAGCAGGAAGAUAAAAAUCUUGAGAUUGAAGAGUGAGUUUGCAUUACUCAGAAUACAGAAAAAUGAAUCAGUGAAGGACUUUGCCUCCAAACUCUUGGAUGUGGUAAACAAAAUGAGGCUGUUUGGGGGAGGAUUUUCCGAAAUCAAGGGUGGUAGAGCAGAUUCUUAUCAGCUUACCCCUAAAUUAGAGUUUAAAAUCUCAGCCUUGGAGGAGCUUGCCGACAUUGAAUCUAUCUCCUCGGCUGAGCUGAUAAACAAGCUUCAAUCUAGUGAGCAGCAGGGAAAGAAAGUCGUUCGGUGCAACUUCUGUAAAAGGCUUGGUCAUAAGGAAAAAUUCUGCAAGCAGAAACAGAAGCAGGAAGGAUCGCAGCCAAAGCAGGAACUACAACAUGCCAAUGUCACCGAGGUGUCCAGUGAGCAAUGUACUACAAUUCUCGUUGCAUCAAGUGAGCUGUCAGUGGAGGAUGAUACUCUCUGGGUGGUGGACUGUGGGUGCACCUCCCACAUGUGCAAGGAUGAGGCCUUGUUCGUGUCACUUGACAAAACAGUCUCAGGCCAGGUACGGCUUGGAAAUGGUAUGUUGGAAACUCCAUUGAGGGCAAAGAAUCUUUUGAGUGUGAAUCAGAUGACUGAUCGAGGCUAUUCAGUUGCAUUCAAGGAUAAUUGCUGCAGGAUAUAUGAUCCUAAGGAUAGAUUGAUUGCUUUCAUCCAAAAGAAGGAUCAAGCCUACUCCUUGAAGCUUAGAAAAGUAGUCAAGAAGGCCAGUGUUACCACUGUGACAGAAGGUGAGAUAUGGCACAAGCACCUUGGCAUUUUCAUGUGGUUGGGCUACAACAACUGCAGAAGGGAGGCCUAA